AUGUUCCACCAAACCCUAGCGCAGUCCGAGAGACCGACGACGGUCAGACUCAGUACGAGCAACUUCUUCGAUGCUUGCACAGAUAUAUCGUGGGGCUCUUCGCAGGCCAAAUUUGCACCACUCUCCGACGAAAUGGACAUAAAAACGCAAGAGGCUCUCAUAACAUUUGACCUCCUACAUGCUCUACUAGGAUACGAAGGAACAUACAUCAGAUUUAGCGAGAGAUUUAAUAAGAAUGUAUUGCAUGACCGUAUCCAUGGACCAGAUCAUAAGGUAGCUAAACACCUAGACGUGAGCCUCAAAUCUAUAACCAAAAAGCUCCUACGGUACGGGAAGUAUCACAUGGGACUCAAAGCAUUUGCUGAAAUGUACGAACACUCGCUAUUUGGCAAGGUCAACCAGAGACUAUGCUGGCAAAUCAGAGCACUACUAGCGGAGUACAGUCAGAUGGUGGCUCAACAAGAACAAUCAUUUCACAGAAUGGCCACGUUUUCGCUACGAACAAUGGACAAUGAAUUGAGCGAGAAGUUCGCAGACAAACUCCGCCAUAUGUAUGAGAUAGCUUGCACAGUGCACGGCAUCACCGAGGAACGUAAUCCAUCCUUUCGUGACGCAAGUGCAGUUCCCGAAACGAUUGCAUUGGACCUCGCAGGUCGAGGAACCAAAUUUGAUGCAUUUUUGGAUUCUGUUAGAAGCGAUAUCAUGCUCAACGGAAGCGCCGAAGUGUCCUCGGACUUUGAACCAUACUCCGUGUGCAAAGGCGGCCUAACUUUACGCGUGGUUCAGAACAGAUUAUAUCAAUUCAAAGGUGAUCCUAUCUCUUCUCAAUAUCUUGCUUCAGUAUUCGAGGAUAUCAGCAAAGAUUACCUCAAAUCACUCAACUUGUGGCUCUCGGCGGGUGAUAUUGAGGAUCCAUUUGCCGAAUUUUUUGUUAGAAGAAACGAAUUGCCUCAGAACCUUUUUUAUUCCAACAUGGAGAAGUAUUGGCAUGAACUUUAUGUCAUCAAGAGUGAUGGCAUUUUAGACCAGUUCGAAAAUAAGUCCAUUCAAACAAAGAUAUUGUUGACAGGAAAGUAUCUCAACAUUUUCAAGCAAUGCACUGAGAAUGCUCCGAUUGAUUCUUUACCUGCUUAUCUCUUGAAAAUGCCCCAGUCACCACAAAUCGAGAGUCUCUUCGCACCUGAUUUGGCUCUUCUUGUAACGCAAUUUUAUGAUCGAGCCAACUAUCUACUACUCAAACUCUUAUUUGAAGGCUUUUAUUUAAAGGAGAUUUUACAGAGCUUACACCAGACUUUUUUAAUGGCUGAUUCUUCCAGGGUCGAUACCUUCUUGGACCGUAAGCUUCAUGAAUUGAGCCGAGGCAAGACCGGCUCAUCAAUUGUUGCCCCUACAAUCGCGUUCAAUGACAUGGUUUUAUCAAAAAAAGACGAAUGGAAUGCACUCGGUCUUGACAUUGAAGGCACAGAGGCGCAAAUUAGCAUACCUGGGAUCUUACAACAAUUUGAAUCGUUCUCUAUCGACUCCAAGAGCUUUUAUGAUAUUGCAGAGGAAAUUCUAGAAAUCAAAUCAUUUGAUGCUGAAAAACUCAUCCCAGCGCACGAGAACGCUUCCGUGGCAAUUAGGAAGAUAGUAACGCAGUCCUUACAAAAACGACCAGAACUGACAGAAACGGACAGACUGGCUCCAGCUGAGUCUUUCGAAGACGCUAUCAUUGCUGGAGUCAACAUUGAUAUAAGAUUGCCUUUCCCACUCAAUCUCAUUUUGAAAGAGAACUUUUUGUUCGAGUAUCAGCUCAUGUUUAAAUUCCAGAUGAUGCUCAAAUACACAGCAAAAUUCAUCGAUCAUAUUUGGCAGUCGGCGAGUUCCUCAAUAGCUUGGAGGAGCAAAAGCCACUUGAAGUCUGUGCAGAAGCUCAUUCUUCGGUGUCAGAUUCUAGUAUCGCGGAUGAAAAGCUUUAUCAAUGCUAUCGAAGAUCAUGUUGCUUUGUCAAUAGUUGACACAAAUUAUUCUAUUCUUCAAACUCAAUUACAGAAAUGCCUGGAAUGGACACGCAACGGCAUUGCCAAUACGAAUGCCCCGCAUGUGAGUAGCUCCAAUUUUCUAAGCGAAGAUACACAGUUUCUUAUGAGCCAUGGAAGCAAUAAUAACGACGUAUUCGACGAAAAGAUCUCUAAGACCCAUUCUCGCAAGGCAAUGGGUAUGAACUCUGAGAAGGAGCUGGCUGUAAAUGGAGUGAUUCCUCUUGGCGAGCAUUUGGGUCUAUUUCUCAGCAAUUCACUUCGAGAUUUGAUGAUUACCGAUGGGAAUCUUUUGCAACAUAUACGCAAAUUGCUUAACGAGAUUGUGGAUUAUUCCAGUACUGUAAGCAGAUUGAAGAAAAGCCUUAUUCUGAUGAAUGCAGACUUGCUACAAAACUAUUCCCAGCGAUUCCCGGAUAAAUUUGGCACUAUUGAAAUCAGCGAAGUAAUAGUCGAGCAAAGAGUUGCGCGCUUGAAUGAGGUCAUGACUUGGAACUGGAGCAGAUUCAACAAUUCUUUGAGCGAGUUCACGCAAGAGUUGCAACGGGCGGGUGCCGAGAACCCAGCGAUGCAGUCAUUAGCAGAGAAGUUAGCUCUUAUCUGA
Molecule: messenger RNA, 2622 nt
Organism: Australozyma saopauloensis
Lineage: Eukaryota; Fungi; Ascomycota; Pichiomycetes; Serinales; Metschnikowiaceae
Exons: 1
Coding region: 1-2622 (873 amino acids)
Biological process (GO): mitotic cell cycle; meiotic cell cycle; microtubule nucleation
Cellular component (GO): equatorial microtubule organizing center; gamma-tubulin complex; spindle pole
Molecular function (GO): gamma-tubulin binding; microtubule minus-end binding
Source: RefSeq, a predicted model, not a curated record